UCUCUUACUGUUUGCUGUUUACCUUUUAACUCAAGCAUAGAUGUCAUCACCCACUCAGUAGAGGGUUUUUUAUGUGGUAGUGGAGUUUGGCCAUGAGUGUGAGAGUGGAUGGCUGUUUGACUCUAUGUGAUGAACUGACGACCUGUGUAGGAUAAAGUGGUAGAUGAUGGAUGGAUGGAUGGAUGGAUGAUGGAUGGACGGUCACCAGUGUGAUUGGCAGCUGUAUUCUCCAAUAAGAGCCUGGUGGCAGUUGACGUCUGUGGAUUAAACACUUCACAAUGGGAGUUGAUUUGUCAACAGUAGCUAUAACAAGCUAAAGAGCUUAUUUUGGUCUCGUCAUCCUCGGGGUAUCCUCUUCUUCCUUUUUCUUUGAACACCUCGCCUCUUGUCGUCAGUCAUGUCAACAUUUGUGAUCAAGAGAUGGGGAAAAAACCUUGCUCUGUUCUCCACAGCUCUGCGUGAUCAUUGUCUGCAGAGGAAGUUCAGCUUGUAUUCCAUCAUAUUACCAGGCGGGAACUGAGUGCUGUCCGAAGUGUUCACCUGGAUAAUGUGUCAAAUUUCCUUUCUCUGUCCCCCUUUUGAUAGAGGGAGGCAUUGUUGGUUUCUCUCUCUGGAAUUGCCUCAUCCUUCUGUUUUGUAUUGCCUAUUUCCUCUGGUAUCAUUCCUAGGAGAGUAUGUAAGAGCAGACUGUUCGGAUGAAUCCAGCACUAAGUGUAAUCCCUGUGAAGACGGAACCUUCAACGAUGUUUUCAGUGGACUCAAACAAUGCUUACACUGCACAAGCUGUGCUCCAGAUUCUGGCCUGAGGAUAGCCCGUCCAUGCACAAGAACACGGGAUGCAUUCUGUGAACCUCUGGAAGGAUUCUUCUGUAUAGAAUCCAAAGGCUUAUACUGUGAAGCAGCAGAGAAACACAGCCAGUGUAAACCAGGGCAGUACAUCAGAGAUAAUGGAACAGCGUUGAAAGACACAGUUUGCGCUGACUGCAGUGCCGGGACAUUUUCAGAUGGGACGUUCACCACUUGUCGGCCGCACACGCAGUGUGGAAACCUGCUCAGAGAAGGAACUGCUUCAGCUGAUGCUGAAUGUGGGGAAGAUGGUUCAAGCAGCAAUGUCACUGUCGUCGUUGUCGUUGUCCUUCUAUUUAUUUUUUUAUGCGCUGGUAUAAGUGGAGCUUUGUACUUCAGGAAGAAGAAAUGUAUAUCAGGUAGGGUCUGUGUGGAGUUACAGAUAUUAACAUGGUUCAAUGAAAAUGAUAAUGGUUUCUGCUGAGUCAUGCCACUGCUGAGAUGUUAUUCAUUGUUUUUUGUUUGUUACAGGCAAACGUGUAACUGUCCCACCACAGGUAUGUUUGUUACUUUCUUUUUGACGCCGUGUGUAUGAUUUGCUUUACAUUGUGGGGGAGGAGUCUUAGUGAUGAUGCGCAUUGUAACAAUGUUUAUCUCAAUGACGACAAGAAAGAGAAAGUCUUAAUACUGAGGUACCAGAGGGAAGAGGGACAGAAUGUCAACAGCAGCGAUGGAUAGGUCGUUUGGUGAA
This is a messenger RNA of Solea solea (common sole), 1537 nucleotides long. Its product is annotated as tumor necrosis factor receptor superfamily member 14-like. The transcript has 6 exons. The coding region runs from base 548 to 1270 and encodes 240 amino acids. Gene Ontology annotation, molecular function: transmembrane signaling receptor activity; protein binding. Gene Ontology annotation, biological process: positive regulation of T cell migration; defense response to Gram-negative bacterium; positive regulation of cytokine production involved in immune response. The record is from RefSeq and is a predicted model, not a curated record. NCBI's taxonomy places the organism in Eukaryota, Metazoa, Chordata, Actinopteri, Pleuronectiformes, Soleidae. Gene Ontology annotation, cellular component: external side of plasma membrane; membrane.